CGUUUCCACACGCGCUGUAUUUACCUGUGUUAUGACUGAACUGUGUGUGUGUUUCAGUAUGUAGUGAACAUUAGUGAUAAUUCUGCACUGUUCGUGUGUAAAUAAGGAGUUUUACAGGAGCAGCUGUGUGUGUGUGUGUGUGUGUGUGAGGAGAUAAAGCAGCUCUGCGGAUCUUCUUCUCCACCGCGUCAUUUAAACCUCCUGAUUUAGCGCUUCUUCAGAGUGUGUUUUUAUUCACACACACACACACACACACACCGAGAGAGAGAGAGAAUUUGUUUGAAACAUGGCGUCCACGGCGGCUCCUGAGCCCGGGUCGAGUCCAGGGUCGGUGUCCGCCACGGAGUCUUUGGUGCCUGCUAGCAUGUUCGCUCCUGCCGGCCGGGGCUGUGGAGAAGACGCCGGGGCGGAGUGCUUCGAGGACGGGGAGGCGCUGAACGGAGAGUCCGGGGAUUUCUCCAGUAAGUCGGCUCUGGUCAGUCCUAACGGAGAGCAGUACGACUCGUUGCUGCGGCAGCUGCGUGAGCGGAUGGACGAGGGUUGUGGAGAGACUAUUUACGUGGUGGGAGUGGGGUCAGACGGUGGUGAUUACGGUCUGAAUGCGAGCGACAUGGAGGCGUCGGUGGCCACGGUGCAGUCCCUGUGUGAGCAGAUCGAAGCCGACCUCAUCCUCCUCAGAGAGCGCGCCGAGAGCGGUGGCCAGGUCCGAGACUACCUGAUCCGCCGCCGUGUGGGCGAGGCAGACUUCCUGGAGGUCAGGGUGGCUGUGGUAGGGAAUGUGGAUGCAGGGAAGAGCACACUCCUGGGAGUCCUCACACACGGAGAGCUGGAUAACGGUCGAGGUUUCGCUCGUCAGAAACUUUUCCGUCACAAGCACGAGCUGGAAAGCGGCCGCACCAGCAGCGUGGGGAACGACAUCCUGGGCUUCGACCGCCAAGGCCACGUCGUCAACAAACCCGACAGCCACGGGGGCAGUCUGGACUGGACCAAGAUCUGUGAGAAGUCCUCCAAGGUCAUCACCUUCAUCGACUUGGCAGGACACGAGAAGUACCUAAAGACCACCGUGUUUGGCAUGACUGGCCACCUGCCUGACUUCUGCAUGCUCAUGGUGGGCAGUAACGCAGGUAUAGUGGGCAUGACUAAAGAACACCUGGGCUUAGCACUGGCUCUCAAUGUGCCCGUGUUUGUGGUGGUCACAAAGAUAGACAUGUGUCCUGCUAACAUCCUGCAAGAGACCCUGAAGCUGCUGCAGAGGUUGCUGAAGUCUCCCGGCUGCAGGAAAAUCCCAGUGCUGGUGCAGAAUAAAGACGACGUCAUAGUCACUGCUUCCAACUUCAGCUCUGAGAGAAUGUGCCCAAUAUUUCAGAUCUCUAAUGUCACUGGGGAGAACAUGGACCUAUUGAAGAUGUUCCUGAACCUGCUGUCCUCCAGAACAUCGUUUAAAGAUGAUGAGCCAGCUGAGUUUCAGAUAGAUGACACCUAUUCAGUACCAGGUGUAGGGACUGUAGUAUCAGGAACAACACUACGGGGGUUAAUCCGGCUGAAUGACACCAUGCUGCUGGGGCCGGACCCCAUCGGUGCCUUCAUCCCCAUUGCUGUUAAAUCAAUCCACAGGAAGCGGAUGCCUGUGAAGGAGGUGCGAGGAGGACAGACCGCAUCCUUCGCCCUCAAAAAGAUCAAACGCUCAUCUAUAAGGAAAGGGAUGGUGAUGGUGUCACCACGGCUAAACCCACAGGCAUCAUGGGAGUUUGAGGCAGAGAUCCUGGUUCUCCAUCACCCCACCACAAUCUCUCCACGAUACCAGGCCAUGGUGCAUUGUGGGAGCAUCAGACAGACGGCGACGAUCCUGACGAUGAACCGAGACUGUUUACGAACAGGAGACAAGGCCACGGUGCACUUCCGCUUCAUCAAAACCCCCGAGUACCUGCACGCGGAUCAGAGACUGGUGUUCAGAGAGGGCAGGACCAAAGCUGUGGGCACCAUCACCAAGCUUCUCCAAUCGACAAAUAAUCAGCCUUCAAACUCCAAACCUCCACAGAUCAAAAUGCAGUCCACCAAAAAGCUCGUGAAGAGAGACGAGGGCCAGAUACCUGCAGGAGAGGAGACGCUGAGCAACACAGCACCGAGCACCUCCAUCAGUCCACUGCAGCAGACUGAGGGAGAGGAAGACACUCAGAUUAAAGACUCGAAGCCAAAGUCUGGAGGCAGGAGACGAGGCGGACAGAGACACAAAGGGAAAAGUCAAUCCAGCUCCACGGCGCCUCCUGCUGGUGCAGUCGGAGGUUGUUAAGCUCCUCCCCAAUCUCCUUCACGCAGUCUGGUUUUUUUUUUAUAGCAUCUAGAAGACAUGAAGACGAGCAGCUGCCUCCACAACUCGUUUAUUUUUACGCUUUUAUUUUAAACCCGGACCACAGCACCGCUUCAUCUACGCAGAACUGCGAGGAACCACCACGCCAUGUCCAGCAGAUCAACAGUGAACCCUGUGUUCGGCUCUACACUGUCCUCAUCAGCGUCCUCAUGAGAGAAGCAGAGAAGCUGCAUGGUGGUUUCUUGUGUUCCGCUUUAAGGCGGCGCCUCGUGUGGCAGAUUGAAGGUUUCCUGCAUUAAAGCUGGUGUUCUGCACAGACUCAUUAUAGUCUCCUCUGUAGAUAAUAUUCAGUUUAAGGUCUGUGAUUAUGAUGAAGAAGAAGAUCAUAUAGUAAAAUAAAGAGAAAUGUUUCAUCACGUUUUUCACACUGGUGAUUGGAUUUAUCUCAAACACACACAGUUCCUCAUUAACCCUCGAGAGAAAGAAACCACUUCCUGCGUUUCCCUCUUUCUGUUUGAGCAACAAAAGAAAAGGUUUAUAUUUAUUUAAAGGAAUACACACAAGAAGUGAAUGAAUAACAGGAAGAGAGAUACAGAUGGAGAAAGGAGGAGCAUUAGAUAGAGUUCAAACCUGAGAACUUGGAGUGUGAACAUUUAAUUGAUUGCAGCUGAACUGAGUAGAAAAACACGUGUUUGUAUGUGAUGAGGUCACACGAACACCAGGGGGCGGUGUUUUAAUGCCUGGAAUAUCUUGAAACCUGCAGGUGCUUCAUGAACGACAGAAACCCGAAUCCACGUGUCUGAUUUGGCGUGUAAUAAAAAACAAACCUG
Molecule: messenger RNA, 3138 nt
Organism: Silurus meridionalis
Lineage: Eukaryota; Metazoa; Chordata; Actinopteri; Siluriformes; Siluridae
Gene: gtpbp1
Product: GTP binding protein 1
Exons: 13
Coding region: 287-2290 (667 amino acids)
Biological process (GO): translational elongation
Molecular function (GO): GTPase activity; translation elongation factor activity; GTP binding
Source: RefSeq, a predicted model, not a curated record